Messenger RNA from Xyrauchen texanus (razorback sucker), 3767 nucleotides. RefSeq names its product cyclin-dependent kinase 19 (gene cdk19). Gene Ontology annotation, cellular component: nucleus; cytosol; mediator complex. Gene Ontology annotation, biological process: protein phosphorylation. The transcript has 13 exons. NCBI's taxonomy places the organism in Eukaryota, Metazoa, Chordata, Actinopteri, Cypriniformes, Catostomidae. The record is from RefSeq and is a predicted model, not a curated record. The coding region runs from base 110 to 1543 and encodes 477 amino acids. Gene Ontology annotation, molecular function: cyclin-dependent protein serine/threonine kinase activity; ATP binding; RNA polymerase II CTD heptapeptide repeat kinase activity.
UCCCAAACAAGGAAAUGGUGGGGUAAUAAAACGAUCGGAUCAUUUAAUUAAUGCAUGUAAUAAUUAAUAUUUUAUUUGAUCGUAAAUUAAGAAAUAUUUAUGGGUUAAAAUGGACUACGACUUCAAAACGAAGCUCGCCGCCGAGAGGGAGAGAGUGGAAGAUCUGUUUGAAUAUGAAGGUUGUAAAGUGGGACGCGGCACGUACGGGCAUGUUUAUAAAGCGAAGCGUAAAGACGGGAAUGACGAGAAGGAGUAUGCACUGAAACAAAUAGAAGGCACUGGGAUAUCCAUGUCUGCCUGCAGGGAAAUUGCUUUGCUGCGAGAGCUGAAGCAUCCAAAUGUUAUUGCCCUGCAGAAAGUAUUUCUGUCCCACAGUGACCGUAAAGUCUGGCUGCUGUUUGACUAUGCUGAGCAUGAUCUGUGGCACAUUAUAAAAUUUCAUCGAGCAUCAAAAGCCAAUAAGAAGCCCAUGCAGCUGCCCAGGGGGAUGGUGAAGUCACUGCUGUACCAGAUUUUAGACGGCAUCCAUUACCUGCAUGCUAACUGGGUCCUGCACCGAGACCUGAAACCUGCCAAUAUCCUGGUUAUGGGGGAGGGCCCGGAGCGGGGAAGGGUCAAAAUCGCUGACAUGGGUUUCGCUCGACUUUUUAACUCUCCAUUGAAGCCAUUGGCAGAUCUGGAUCCAGUAGUUGUCACAUUCUGGUACAGAGCACCCGAACUGCUGCUUGGAGCGAGACACUACACCAAAGCAAUCGAUAUCUGGGCAAUAGGCUGUAUCUUUGCAGAGCUGUUGACGUCAGAACCGAUCUUCCAUUGUCGACAGGAAGACAUAAAGACCAGCAAUCCUUUUCAUCACGACCAGUUAGAUCGCAUAUUCAGCGUCAUGGGCUUCCCAGCAGAUAAAGACUGGGAGGACAUCAGGAAAAUGCCAGAAUAUCCCACUCUACAGAAAGAUUUCAGGAGAACCACAUAUACCAACAGCAGUCUCAUCAAAUACAUGGAGAAACAUAAAGUUAAACCAGACAGCAAAGUAUUUCUACUGCUCCAGAAAUUGCUCACUAUGGAUCCCACCAAAAGAAUCACUUCUGAGCAGGCACUGCAGGACCCCUAUUUCCUGGAGGACCCCUUGCCCACAUCUGAUGUAUUUGCAGGAUGUCAGAUUCCUUACCCCAAACGAGAGUUCCUCACUGAAGAUGAACCAGAGGAGAAGACAGAGAAGAAUCAGGCGCAGCAGCACCAGCAGACGGCUGUGCAGACACAAACGCAGACACAGCAGGCUCCAUCCCAGCAGAGCUCAGCUCAGACAAACGGCACGUCAGGCACUGCAGGGGCCAACACGGGCCCCUCCAUACAGCACGGACAAGACCAGGGGCCCCCUAACAAAAAAGCACGCACCUCAGGAACUAGCGUUCUUCAAACAGACUACCAGCACUCCAGCUCUCGACUGGGUUACCAGAGCAACGUCCAAGGCUCAACCCAGUCGCAAAGCACUAUGGGAUACUCAUCUUCAUCUCAGCACUCGCACCAGUCCCACCGAUACUGAGACGCAAAUACACGCAAAAUACUGUAGUGACCACAAGCAUACGACCAGGCAAGUCAACAUUGUCAUUCAAAUGAAAAUGCUUACCAGUGGACGAUAGACUAAAGUCUAUUAAAGGGUAUGUCCUGUAAUAGCCCAGCCCCGCUUCCUAUAAAUAUCAGCAAAUGUCACGUCCAACCAAAGCACAACUAUACAAACCCUUCCUUUCGAUCACCACUCCACUGAAGUAUUGAAGCCAUAAACGUCAGCUGAACGUUUGACAUCAACACUAACGUUAUCUCUACAGGACCUCAAUACAUUUAAACAUCCACCAGCUUCAACACCAACCAGACCACAUGACCAGCUAAAAGGUUAGCGUCUUCAAUACCUACAGUCAUCAAGACCAGUUUUACCACCCUUAGACCAAAUAUUAGCCAAAUCUAUGUCAACAUGAUCAGCCAACAAAAUGCUGUUUGGGUGAAUCUAACAAGACCUGUCAAGAACAUGUUUUAUAUUUCACCCCAAAAUCAACAGAAAUAAAUAAGAACUUAUAUUAUGCUUAAAAGUGUUGUAAGCGGUGUUGGUCAUUCCAAAACUUCUACACAGAUGAGAAUUAGCAUUUUCUAGCUAAGGGUUUUCCUAAUGGCAGUUUUAAAUGUAUGAGUAAAAUAAAGUCUGUGGUAGACAGUACUUGAAAAUAUGUGGACAUUUUGUUCUACAACAUAAAUUAUACACAGUCAUACCGCCAGAGUGAAUUUUGAAGCUGCAUUGAAGCAACAUACUUUUUUAAAUCGCACAUGGAGGCUACAAAAAUUCACAUUUGUGGUAUGAAAGUGUUUCAUUUAUGUUUAAAAAGUGUGGCCCACUGUCACUUUUUUUUAUUCAAUUGCUGUCACUUAGACAGGUGGGAUAUUUCAGGACACAUAAUUCAGUAAUAUCUGUCAAGAAAUAGCGACAUUUUCUGUGUGCCAUUCCAUAAAAAAAAAGCUUACAGCGCAUUUAAAUAAAAUGAAAGCCUAUUUAGGAACAUAAAGAGUUUUGCAUUGUGACAUUAUUUUCAUGAUAUUAAAACAAAUUCCCCUUUAUAUUACCUAAAUAUUACCUUAAUGCUUGAUCCAAAAAAGAAAAACUCUCACUUUCAUAACUAUAUAUAUAUAUAUAUAUAUAUAUACAUUGGGAAGAAAAAGUAUGUGAACCCUUUGGAAUUAGUUGUUUUUCUGCAUUAAUUGGUCAUUGAAUGUGAUCUCAUCUUCAUCACAGUUAGACAAAACAUAGACAAAAAACAAUGUGUUUAAGCUAACAACACACAAACAAGUAUAGUCUUUCAUGUCUUUAUUGAACACAUGCCAUUAAACAUUAACAGUGCUGUGGAAAAAGCAUGUGAACCCCUAGGCUAAUGAGGUCAUCAAAAGCUAAUUAGAUUCAGGAGUCGGCAAACCUGGCAUCCAAUUAAUGAAACGAGAUUGUAGGUGUGGGUUAGAGCUACUUUGAAUCAUAAAAGGCACUCAAACAGCACUCAAAGAAGCAUCUGCUGACGUGGACAAUGCCUUGCAAAAAAGAGAUAUCAGAAGACCUAUGAUCAAGAAUUGUUGCUUUGCAUAAAGCUGGAAAGGGUAACAAAGCUAUCUUAAAGAGCUUUGAUAUUCAUCUGUCCACAGUUAGAUAAACAAUAAUAAAAUGAUUUAGUACUGUGGCUACUCUGCCUAGACGUGGUGUCCAGCCAAGAUGAAUCAAAGGGCACACCACAGAAUACUCAAUGAGGUAAAAAGAAUGCUAGAGUGAGAGCUAAAGACUUGAAGAAAUCAUUAGAACUGGUUAACACCUCUGUUCAUGAGUCUACUAUACGGAAAACAUUAAACAGGCACGAACAUCAUAAAGGAAGACACUGCGUUCCAACUAAAACUUUUCUGUGUGCCUGAAAUUUGCCAAAGACCUCCUUGACACUCCACAACGCUACCGGGAAAAUGUUUUGUGGACUGAUGAAUGAAUUGUUUGGGAAGAACAUGCAGCACUACGUAUGGCGUAAAAAGGGCACUGGAUAUCACCCAACUUUGUGGUCCAAAAUUCCAUCUGAACGUUGCGCAUUUUAUGAGCAUUUAAUGCAGAAAACCAGCAUAUUCCAAGGGGUUCACAUACUUUUUCUUCCCAUUGUGUGUGUGUGUGUGUGUGUGUGUGUGUGUGUGUGUGUGUGUGUAUGUAUAUAUAUAUAUAUAUAUAUAUAUAUAUAUAUAUAUAUAUAUAUAUACAU